Durusdinium trenchii is the source of this 605-nucleotide messenger RNA. The record is from the annotation of a GenBank genome assembly. Lineage: Eukaryota; Dinophyceae; Suessiales; Symbiodiniaceae.
CAUUUUGGCCCAAGCAUUUGGCCAGAGCUGGGGCCGGUCCGCUUGGCGCAGGCUAAGCAUGGCGGCGCGGGUCCUCAUGGGCCAGGUUGCCUUGAUGCUGGUGGCAGCCCUUAUGGUGGUUGCCUCGUCCAGUGCAUUUCUUCUCCCUGGAGGCCUUUCUGGUGGUCCAAGGCUGGCCGCACGUGCUGAAGGCGCUGCAGAGGCAACGACAGCAUCUCCAAGAUCAGCAGAGGAGCACCAAUUCAGCUUCAGUGGCAGCAGCUUGUUGUUCUUGACGGCUGCCGGGGCCAUUGCACGCAAUGUCGGCAUGCACGCAGCAUCGCCCAAAGGAAAGCGAGCACAUUGGAGAAGCCACCGAGACAAGGUGCGUUGGUACCGACGAGGCGAGUUGCAAGCGAAGAGAGCUUUGAAACUCGGGCGUGGCAUCAAGAUGGGUACCAUUGACUUCAUCUACGGCAAGCCACAGGACGAGGAAGAUGAUGAGGACUACGAUGACGAGUACGAUGACGACGAUGACGAGCUUGAGGAAAAGUCCAUCGGCUGAGUAGUGUGCUACCGUCCAUGUCUGUGCGCAGGUCAUAUUGCCUAAGGCCUAAGACCACAAC